Molecule: messenger RNA, 3272 nt
Organism: Danio aesculapii
Lineage: Eukaryota; Metazoa; Chordata; Actinopteri; Cypriniformes; Danionidae
Product: gastrula zinc finger protein XlCGF26.1
Exons: 2
Coding region: 168-1844 (558 amino acids)
Source: RefSeq, a predicted model, not a curated record
UUGUCCGUUGGCAUUUUUCUCUAAAACAAUGACAUCUAACGUUAGUCAGAAGCGACAAAGUGAUGAUUUCUGUGCACACGAUUAAUAAUAUAAUGAUUAUUUAUCCUUUCUGUAUAUAUUAACAGGAGGCUUUAGUCAAGAAUGAGCUCUAGAUCACUCCUGUAAAGAUGGAGUUUAUUAAAAUGGAGACUGUGGACACGAGUGAUGCAGAACUCUGCCGAGUGAAGGAUGAAGACACUGAGGAAGAAGACAGAGACCACACAGAAAUAAAAGAGGAACGUCAAGAAUCAAGUGACGUCAAAGAUUGCAUCAAAAUAAACCCUCUAGAGAAGAGUUUCAUUCGCAAAUUAGACUCGGAGGAUCACACGAUCAUCCAGAGCUCAGAGAAGCCGCACACCUGCCCAAUAUGUGGGAAAAGCUUCACCUGUAAAGGCAGCGUUGAUGUACACAUGCGCAUCCACACGGGGGAGCGUCCGUUUGCGUGCAUCCAAUGUGGGAAGAGUUUCACAUGUAAGGGAACGCUCACAUGUCACGUCCGAACGCACACCGGUGAAAAACCGUACACGUGUCCUCAAUGCGAAAAGAGUUUCACUCAUAAAGCAAGCCUCCGGUAUCACAUGAGACUUCACAUGGAGGACGGACCGUUCAUAUGCGGUCAAUGCGGAAAAACCUUCGCGCAGAAGGAAUACCUUAAACAUCACGUUAAAAUUCACUACACGGGGAAACCUUUUAUCUGUGAUCUCUGCGGGAAGGGGUUAACAUGCAAGGGAAGUCUGAAGGUUCACAUGCGAAUUCACACCGGAGAGAAACCGUAUACGUGCAACCACUGCGGAAAGAGUUUCACUAAUAAAGGAAAUCUUAAAAUACACGCAAAGAUGCACACGGAGGAGAGCGCGCUCACUUGCGUUCAAUGCGGGAAGAGUUUCACACAUGAGGAAAACCUCAAGAGUCACAUGAGAAUCCACACCGGAGAGAAACCGUUCGCAUGCCAUCAGUGCGGAAAGCGCUUCGCUCGUAAGAUCAUCCUGCAGAAUCACGUGAAAACACACUCCGGAGAGAAGCCGUAUAAGUGCCAUCAAUGCGGGAAGAGAUUCACGGAUAGAGGAUAUAUAAAGCGGCACAUGCGCAGUCACACCGGAGAGAAGCCCUUCAUCUGUCCUCAAUGCGGGAAGGGCUUCACUCAUAAAGGAAAUCUGAAGAUUCACAUUAGGAUCCAUACGGGGGAGAAACCGUCCAAGUGUCCUCAAUGCGAGAAGAGCUUCACGCAUAAAGGACAGCUCAAGGAUCACAUGAGAAUCCACACCGGAGAGAAACCCUACGCCUGUCCGCAAUGUGCAAAGACUUUUAAGUGCAAAGGACACCUCAAGACGCACUCCAGAACUCACAGCGGAGUCAAACCGUACUCGUGCCUUCAGUGCGGGAAGAGUUUCACCGUUCAGAAAAGCCUGAAUGUGCACAUGAAGUAUCACUCCGGAGAGAAGCUGCACGAGUGUCCUGAAUGCGGGAAGAGGUUUGCGGAGGGCAACACUUAUAAAAUGCAUCUGCUCAUUCACUCCGGAGAAAGGCCUUUUAGUUGCGAUAAGUGCGGGAAGAGGUUUAUUUUGCCGGCGCGCUUGAAGGCGCACCUGAAGCUGCACACGGAUGAGAGACCGCAUGUGUGUUCGGUGUGUGGAGAGAGCUUUAAAUUAGUUGGGAGUUUAAGAUCGCACCAGAAAACACACACGAGUGAGAAAUCUCACGUGUGUCUGGAGUGUGGAAAAGCUUUUAUUAGAGCGAGUUAUUUACAGAGGCAUCAGCGGAUUCACACUGCAGAAAUGCUACUAAUACACAAGGGGGGAAAUUAAAUAAAUGGAUGCAUUCGAGAAAUCAUUCGGACAUUUUACGAAUGCAUUGCGAGUUGAUUUUGAUUGGAUUCUAGAUUCGUUUUUACCAACAGAUGGCGCUGCAUGGUUUACAAAUGUAUUCUGAUUGCCUUCAAUUCCUUACACACACCACUUGAACCUACAAUAAGUUUAAAAUACAUCCAGGAGGUUAUCGCAGAAUAAAGCCUGAAAGGCUUAUCGACAGCCUGACGUGAAGCCGAGACUGAAACCCUUCUGUGAAAACAACCAGCUGGAUGUACUUUAUCCUGUUUAUUACUUGUCACAAAGCAUAAAAAUGAGACAAAAUGCUGUUAUAUUGUAGCUCAACACUUAAAGGCACACCUGAAGAGGAUUGAUCAUAUGGAGAGAUUUUCUGAAUGCAUUGCGAUUCUCUCUUGAAUGGAUUCUGAGGUUAGUUUUUACCAGCAGAUGGCGCUUUAUGCUUUUCAAAUGUAUUCUGAUUGCGUACAAUUCCUUACAUGCAGCAUUUUAACCUAAAAUAAGCAAGUAAAGUCUGUAUAUAUUAAAUAUAUGUCUAGUUGUUUUCUCAGAAUAAAGCCAGACAGGCUUAUCAGCAGCCCGACGAAGCGGAGCACUGUUGUAUUAGACUGAAGGGCUUUAUUCUGUGAAAACAACCUUCUGGAUGUACUUUAUCCCCAUUAUGGGUUCUUGCCACAAAAAAGAAAACAAUUUUGACAAAACAUUGUUCUGUGUGGAGAAAGCUUUAAAUUAAUUGGAAGGUUAAGAUCUCACCAGAAAACGCACGCGAAUGACAAAUCCCACAUGUGUGCGGAGUGUGGAAAAGCUUACAGUGAAUUACUUAAACAGGCAUCGGCGGAUACACACUGCAGAAAUGCAACUAAUACACACGGGCGAAAAAAUUUAAUUAAAUCGAUGCAUUCGAAAAAUGAUUCUGAGAUUUUCCCAAUGCAUUGCGAUUUGCCUUUGCAUGGAUUCUGAGGUUAGUUUUUAAUCAACAGAUGGCUCUGCAUGAUUUACAAAUGUACUCUGAUUGCCUUCAAUUCCUUACACACACCACUUGAACCUACGUUGAGCAAGUAAAGUGUAUAUAAAAUACAUCCUGGAGGUUAUUGCAGAAUAAAGCCUGAAAGGCUUAUCGCCAACCUGAUGUGAAGUGAACAACCGGCUGGAUGUACUUUAUUCAGGUUAUUACAUGGCUACUUGCCACAAAACAUAAAAUUAGUACAAAUAUUAAAUCAUAUUUUAGCUGUGCAUUUGAAGGCACGCCUGAAAGUGCAUACGGAUUGAUUUCUGAGACUUUCUGAGUGCAUUGCGAUUCCCUUUUGAAUUGUUUUUUUACCAGCAGAUGAAAAAAACCCUUAUAGAUAUUUAAAAAUACGAGCUCCAAGGGUGAUUUUGCAGUGUUCAUACACGAACCUUUUUAUUAUU